GGGAUUUCUGGCUUCCAACCUUGAUUACAAUGGGCCAGCGUUGGUACAUCAAAUCACUCUUUGUUCAUAUUCUGCACAUUUUCAAGGUUACGGAUUUGUUUGUUGUUCCUCAGCCAGAGCUGUUACCUGUCUCUCUCUCACAGCUACAAACACCCUCCCAAUCAGCAGUGGAAUAAAAGUAUUCCACUUUAUAAUGCCUUGGAUCACUUGAGGAACUUCGUACAGCCUCGUAUCGGAGUGGGAGACUCAUGGGCUACUUUAGUAUGGAACAUGCACAGCAGCUGCUGCACAAUAAGUAUGUGGCUAUCCUGGGGGACUCAAUUCAGAGAUCUGUUUAUAAAGACCUUGUCAAGUUCCUUCAGGACGGAAGCUAUCUGACGGAAAUACAGUUAAAAUGCAAGGGGGAGAAGACCUUUCUAAAGGAUACGUUGGUGGAGGGCGGAGUUCUAGAUGAGAUGCACAAUGGCGUAACUUACAGAGAAGUACGUCAGUACAGCACCGACCAUCAUCUUGUUCGCUUCUACUUCCUGACCCGUAUUUACUCUGACUACAUGGAGAGCAUCUUGUCUGAUUUUAAAGCUGAUUACAAACCAGACGUGCUCAUUAUUAACUCCUGCAUCUGGGAUGUUAACAGAUACAAUGAUAUACAACUUAGAGAGUACAGAUCCAACCUGGAGACACUGUUUAGUCGCCUACGUGAGGUUCUCAAUCCUGAAUGUCUUAUCAUAUGGAAUAUGACCAUGCCUGUGGGCUUCCGGGACACUGAGAUGCCAGAGUAUGUGAAGCACAACCUCCGAUGGGAUGUGAUUGAUGGCAACUUUUACAGUGCGACCUUUGCUAACCUGUACAACGUUGAUGUUAUAGACAUGCACUACCAUUUCCGACUAGAGCUGCCCAACCGCUGCAGGGAUGCUGUGCAUUGGAACCAACUAGCGCACCGCAAAUGCACGCAGAUCCUGCUCUCCCACAUUGCAAAGGCUUGGGGAGUAGAAGUGCCACAAAAACCACAAGGUGCUAGCAUUAGUCGUGCUCCAUCACGCGUGGUCACAUGGCGAAGCGGCAAUGCAGAUCCAUUUGAGAAAGGCCGAGCUCUAGGAAGAGGCAACUGCCAAAGGGAGAAGUUGCCGUUAAUUGGAUCGUACUGUCCUGGAUACACCAGCUUUGAUGAGCGGUCUCAAGACAUUAGAGGAGAAUUUUCCUUUCUGCCUGGCCAGCCUUUGAAGGGUCAUAAUGGGAUGCCGGGAUUUGCUCCCUGCCAUGGGAAUUACCCAAAAGCACAAGAACUGUCGUUUGUAACGGAUACUCCAUUCAUGUUGGACAACUUCACCCCUGGCUACAUCAGCUUUGAUGCCAAUGGGAAUAACAUGGAAGCAGCCCCUUCAAGAGGCCCCUAUCCUUUCCAAGGCAUGAAUAUGAUGAUGAACUUUGCUCCCCACCAACCCUUCCCACCUAUGAACUUUGGUUACUUUCCCGACUAUAAACAAUUUAAUGAUCACCCCAUCCUGCCAAUGAGGAGGCCCAUUAAGCAGCGGGAUGGACGGAUCCACCCUUAUCGCAUACCUGCACCCCUUCCUUCUAGGAUCUACUAAUGGGAAGCCUGUGCUCAACUACUGAACAACUUAACCACUUUUAUGGCACUUUUUGGUAACGGAAGAAUGUUAUUUUUUUUGUAUAUAUGUUUGUGGGGGGCGUUGGUAUUUUCUCCCCACUGUGGCUCUUUGGGAUCUACUUUUCCAGCAGAGCCACAAAUGAAGCUGUGAAGUUGUUGCUAAAUGUUCUAAAGGAAUAUAUAUCUAUUCCUGAGGCCAGUGUUUGUGACCUCUCCCUUCUUAAUACCAAAGCAUUCACAUUUAUUAAUGCCCCGUUGUACAUUCACACUAGUUUUUUUUUUUUUUUUGGACACUUUUUUUUUUUUUUUUCACUGCAUGUUAAAGGGCAAGUCACAAGCACAGAAAAGCCAGGGUUAUGCACUUCCCCUCUGUUCAAUGUGCAUCUGCCUUAUCCUUUCACCCAUAUGAAGGUUUUCACUGCUGCGGGAAUCGGCGGUGACACUCCAGUUGUUUAGCAUGGGGGUGCAGCUGGGUGCAAAAGGAGCAAAUGUUUUUGGUUUAUGGCAUCAGGGAUGUUGGUUUUCUUUUUAAGCAUCCCAUUUCUGCCACUGAAGAAGCAGCCUCUUUCUGCUCGUGGAUUCUGACUCGUACGUUGGUCGUCCUGCUGCUAAAUGUGCGGAUGCUGCUAUAUUUUUCAUUAUUGUUGCUACAUUAUGUAAGAACAAGAUUUCUCUAGUUCACCCAGCUGGAUUGUUGUACAUAUGCUGUGUCUCCUGCAAUUUAUUAUACCUAUCUCAGCCUUCUCCCUUGAGUACAGAACAUGACAUUCCUUGUGAUGGAGGAUGGAGCUGUGCCAAACCAGAGGCCCGUGUGCUGAUAACUAAGAGAAGCCAUUUUUGUAAAGGUCAAGGUACCGGAUUUCUGUAUGUCCAAUUAUAUAGUACGGUUACAAUGUGAGCCUGGUUUUUUUCAGGUUGCGCAGACAACAGUUUAAACUGUGAAGUUGCACUUUAGUGUGAAUAUAUGUACCAACACUUUUUUUUAAUUUUAUUUUCCCCUUGUCACUUGGUUAAAUUUAUCUUUGUCAGUUUUGUUCAUAUUUGUUACUUAUGGAUUCUACUUUUGUUUAAAUAAAGUUUGUUAAAAAUA
Molecule: messenger RNA, 2699 nt
Organism: Xenopus laevis (African clawed frog)
Lineage: Eukaryota; Metazoa; Chordata; Amphibia; Anura; Pipidae
Gene: pced1a.L
Product: PC-esterase domain containing 1A L homeolog
Exons: 11
Coding region: 249-1589 (446 amino acids)
Source: RefSeq, a predicted model, not a curated record